This is a messenger RNA of Pteronotus mesoamericanus, 3238 nucleotides long. It is a transcript of the gene WHAMM, whose product is annotated as WASP homolog associated with actin, golgi membranes and microtubules. Gene Ontology annotation, biological process: Arp2/3 complex-mediated actin nucleation; endoplasmic reticulum to Golgi vesicle-mediated transport. The transcript is spliced from 10 exons. Gene Ontology annotation, cellular component: cytoplasm; endoplasmic reticulum-Golgi intermediate compartment membrane. Gene Ontology annotation, molecular function: actin binding; Arp2/3 complex binding. The record is from RefSeq and is a predicted model, not a curated record. The coding region runs from base 13 to 2499 and encodes 828 amino acids. Lineage: Eukaryota; Metazoa; Chordata; Mammalia; Chiroptera; Mormoopidae.
GGAGGGGCGGUGAUGGGGUACGGACGCGAUGACAGUCAAGAGAAAAAUGUCGCGGCUCGGACCGGACGGUCCCGUGGCUGGGGCUACGAAGAGGCCGGGCCGCUGACCGCCGGCGCCAUGGGGGACGAGCAGCCCGACAGCCUGGAGGGCUGGGUGCCGGUCCGCGAGGACCUGUUCGCCGAGCCCGAGCGGCACCAGCUGCGCUUUCUCGUGGCCUGGAACGACGCGGAGGGCAAGUUCGCGGUGACCUGUCACGACCGCACGGCGCAGCGGCAGCGGCGGCGCGAGGGGAACCGGCCGGGGUCUCCGCCCAGCUGGGCCGGCCUGCUCUCGGCCGCCGGGCUCCGCGGCGCUCACCGGCAGCUGGCGGCGUUGUGGCCGCCGCUGGAGCACUGCUUCCCUUCGCUGCCACAGGAGCUGGAGACGGGCGGCGGCGCCUGGCGCCUGUGGGAGCUCGUCUGGCCGGCGCGCGCGAGCCUCGGCGAGGGAGAGAUGCAGGAGCUGUGCAUGCGGCUGGAGCGCUACCUGGGCCUGGCGGCCGAGGGCUGCGGCGGCGCGGCCGUGCGUGAGGCGCUGUUUCCGGCCGACGGCGGGGCGCCCGACUGCGAGAGUCCGCGCGCCUUCCGGGAGCGCGCCCUGCGCGCGCGGCUCGCCGAGGCGGACGCGCGGCUGCGCCAGAUUCUUCAAGGGCGUGAAAGAGCCAACACCAUGGUAGCAUUAAUGGAAGUUUAUCGAGAAGAAGAUGAAGCCUACCAGGAAUUCGUUACCGUGGCAACCAUGUUCUUCCAGUAUUUACUGCAGCCAUUUAGAGAUAUGCGAGAAUAUGCAACUUCAUGUAAGCUUGAUAUUUUGAAAUCCUUGGAGGAGGAUGACCUGGGUCCUAAGAGGAUAGUGGCCCUGCAGAAGGAAGCCCAAGAGUGGACCCGACAGGCUGAAGACGCUAUAGUCUCUAUUCAAGAUAUUACGGUGAAUUAUUUUAAAGAAACAGUAAAAGCAUUAGCAGGGAUGCAGAAACAAAUGGAACAGGAUGAGAGGAGAUUUGGCCAGGCUGCCUGGGCCACAGCAGCUCCCAGGUUAGACAGACUCAAGCUGAUGUUAGCGCGAGAGACACUGCAACUCAUGAGAGCCAAAGAGUUGUGUUUAAAUCGCAAAAGAGCUGAGAUCCAGGGAAAGAUGGAAGAUCUUCCGGAACAAGAAAAAAAUAUAAAUGUUGUAGAUGAACUAGAAAUACAAUUUUAUGAAGUUCAAUUAGAACUAUAUGAUGUUAAAUUUGAGAUAUUAAAAUAUGAAGAAAUCCUACUUACCACACAGUUGGACUCUAUUAAAAGACUUAUAAAAGAUAAACAGGAUGAAGUUGUCUAUUACGACCCGUGCGAAAGUCCGGAAGAGCUUAGCGUCCUGGAUCGGACAGCGGGGCUGCAGGGUCAGAGCGCGGAGACCGAGGAGCUCAGCCGGCAGUGCCGGCAGCUGGAGCACAGGCGGGGCCGGGUCUGCGCCAGGAGGGCCUGCCUCCGGAGCAGGAAGGAUCAAUGCAAAGAAAAUCAUCGGCUCCGAUUGCAACAGGCUGAGGAGAGUGUGAGAUAUUUUCAUCAGCACCAUAGUAUUCAGAUGAAGAGAGACAAGUUAAAAGAAGAGGAGCAAAAGAAAAAAGAAUGGAUAAACCAAGAACGCCAGAAGACGCUGCAACGGUUGAGAGCAUUUAAAGAGAGAUGUCCAGGUCGGUCCGUACGAAAGAGCCCUCGCUCAGCAGAACCUGAAGCUCCGCACCCGCCAGGUGAACUCCCCCAGCAGGCCUCCUGGCCGACGUCCCAGACGGAGGCGGUAAUCCCUCCGUCCUUCAAGAAAACCAGAAGUGCUCCCUUGUCUGAAGUUAGUAACGUGCAACCCCCCAAGUUUCAAGACUGCCCUGGAAAUAUCCCUGUCCAGAUUUUUGUUCAAGGAGGCGACCAGACACACUCCAAAGCCAGUGGGGAAUUGUCACUACCGCCGCCGCCGCCGCCUCUCCCUCCUCCUCCUCCGCCUCCUCCGCCUCCACCUGCACCCCCGCUCCCCCCUGCUUCACCUUCUUCUUCUCUAUCUGCAAAUCAUCGGAAUUUGAAUUUACACAUCAGGACUUCAGUAAACGAUGAUCAGCCACUUCCUCUAGUAUGUGAAUCACCUGCUGAAAGACCCCACGAUUCCUCAGACGGUUUUAAGUGCCCAGCUUCAGGGUCUAUGGAUGAAGUGCUGGCCUCCUUACGGCAUCGCCGAGCCCCUGUCCCAAAGGCGGAAGCGCCCGCCAUGGCCCCUCCCCGCUCCUCAGUCAACGAGAACAUUCUGGCUGCCAUCAGGCAGGGUGUCACACUGAAGAAGGUUCGCCCCAACCUUGGCCUGAGCCCCAGCAGCAAGCCCACCAGCGACCUGGAGAGGAGCAUCAAGGCUGCGCUCCAGAGGAUCAAGAAAGUGUCCGCUGACUCGGAGGAAGAAGAGGAGGAUGGCCAGAGCGAGUGGGACCACUAAGCUCUUCUGCAAGGCCAAGGGCCUUGCACCGUGGGCUGGAGAGAAGCCACGGGGGCCCAAGGCCUGUUCGUGAAAAGCAUGUGAACAGGGUAGACUGGCCACACGACACCCGGACGGGCAGCAGAGCUGUGUGUGGUGCUGCAGCUGUGGUAUAACGCUGUGGCCUUUAACACCGGGAAAGUGGCCCUGGCGGAAGUGGCUCAGUGGAUUGAGUGCCGCCCGUGAACCGAAAGGUCGCCAGUUCGAUUCCCAGUCAGGACACAUUUCUGGUUUGCAGGCCAGGUCUACAGUUGGGGGUGCACCAGAGGCAACUGGUGGAUGUUUCUCUCACACAUUGAUGUUUGUCUCCCUCUUUCCCUCCCUUCCCCUCUCUAUAAAAAUAAUUAAUUUUUUAAAAACACCAAAAAUCAUGGAAGUAGAGAGGUGGGGACUUACACACACCAAACCGCGGCCGAGACCUAAGAACCCACAGUAAAUAUUGCCGGCCUAAGAGAAUGAUACUUAUUUUUCACCAUGGAUGCUCGAGAGUCAAUCCCUCAUUUUGAAAAACGUUUACGUGACCGUGGCACGUGGUGAACAGCACGAUCAGACCACCGACCACGUCCUGUGUGCACUGUCUUGGUUUCCUCUGAUUGAAAGGGUCGAAUGUGAACAUUACUUUAGCAAUAAUUGGAAUCAAUUGCUUAUAUUCAGGAAUUGUUUUAAAUGAAAUAUAUUUUAUGUAUCAAGCACCGUAUAA